Molecule: messenger RNA, 6129 nt
Organism: Culex pipiens pallens (northern house mosquito)
Lineage: Eukaryota; Metazoa; Arthropoda; Insecta; Diptera; Culicidae
Gene: stj
Product: voltage-dependent calcium channel subunit alpha-2/delta-3
Exons: 23
Coding region: 371-4216 (1281 amino acids)
Cellular component (GO): voltage-gated calcium channel complex
Molecular function (GO): voltage-gated calcium channel activity
Source: RefSeq, a predicted model, not a curated record
GGAAGAAAAGCGCUGGCAAGUUGAGUGAAAAAAUGGACGCCAUUGUUGAGGCUGGCGACGAGUUGUGAGUGAAAAUUGGUCAAAAUGGCGAAAUUCUGGCGUGGCGGUUGUUAAAAGUAACGGGAAACGGAAGUUACGCACGCUGGACGGUAGGCGGUGGCCAAUUUGACAGGAGCUGGGGGAUUUUGGGCGAAUUUUCGGCUAGUUGCUCCCCAGAGGGGUUGUGGUCGAGAUUUUUCCACUUGCCAGGGACGAGCGAGGACGGAAGUUGAUUUUCGCUGGAUGACGUCCGGCACUGUCCGGAACCAGCAGCAGAUUAGGACAGGACCGAAGAAAAAGGUCGUGAAAGACGACGACGGUGGCCACAACCAUGUACAUACGGAAUAGUUCGGGUUUCAUCGCUUUUUCCGUUCUGUUAAUUUUUGCAAUCUCGCUUACCCGUAGUGCAGAUGAGCCAACAACAACAAUCAAGUAUAGCAUUGUCCAGGGCUGGGCGGAAAAGCUGGGUGCGGAACUAGCAUCCCUAGGAGAUUUUAUAACUAGAAGAAAGGACGUAGAAGAUAGUUUUAAACAAGCACAAGUAGUUAGCAAAAAUGGACAGAAAAUUGUGGAAGAAAUGGCCAAGGACCUCAAGUACAUGAUGGAUGCCAAAGUGAGCGCCGUCAAGCGCAUCAUGGACACCGCCGAGAACACGGCCAUCUCGUACGACGAGGAACCGGUGAACCAAAGCUUCCAGUACUACAACGCGAAGGAGAUGAUCGAACCGGGCGAGAUCAUCACCACGCCGAUCCCGAUGAUCGACGAGGACCCGGCGGACAUUACGACCCCGAUCCCGCCCAAGGAGAUCGUGCUGACCAAGAAGAAGCACUUCUUCAACGAGGCGGUCAACACGUCGGUCAGCUCGGUGCACGUGCCCACCAAUGUGUACGAUCGAGCGACCGAGGUGAUCAGGGCGAUCAAGUGGUCCGAAGCGUUGGAUUCGAUCUUCUACAACAACUACAUCGGCGAUCCGACGCUCACGUGGCAGUACUUUGGCAGCUCGACCGGCUUUUUGCGGCAGUUUCCCGCGACCAAGUGGGAAGAGGAUCCAGUCGAUCUGUACGACUGUCGGCUGCGCUCGUGGUACAUCGAGGCGGCCAACAGUCCGAAAGAUGUUAUUAUCCUAGUAGACAGCUCCGGUUCCAUGACCGGCCAGCGGAAAGACAUAGCCAAGCACGUCGUGUCCAACAUCUUGGACACUCUCGGACCGAACGAUUACGUGAAUAUAUUUUCGUUUUCCGAAGAAGUGACCGAAGUUGUUGAAUGCUUCAGUGAGACGCUGGUGCAAGCAAACAUGGGUAAUAUCCGAGAGCUGAAGCUGGGAAUGGAUCACAUCAAGACGACUGAGAUCGCGAACGUGUCGGCCGCGUUGACCAAAGCGUUCGAGCUGCUGGAAACGUUCCGGGAGAGUCGCAACGGAGCACGCUGCAACCAGGCGAUCAUGCUGGUCUCGGACGGCGUUCCGUACAGCUUCGACGAGAUCUUCUCCGAGUACAACUGGAAGGAGCUCCCGUUUAUCCCGGUGCGCGUGUUCACCUACCUGAUCGGUCGCGAAGUGGCCGACGUGAAAGAGAUCAAGGAAAUGGCCUGCAAGAACCAGGGCUACUACGUACACCUGAGCACCCUGGCGGAGGUGCGCGAAGAAGUCCUCAACUACAUACCGGUCAUAGCGAGACCGUUGGUGCUGAACAAACGUGAACAUCCGGUGGUGUGGUCCGAGGUUUACGCGGAUGUUGAGGAUCCCAAAAUGACGGACUGGCUGUGGGAGAUCAAGGAGCGGGCCGAGCAAAAGGAGCGCUUCAUUGACUAUCGGAAGAAUCGGGUAAUUUUCUUCUCGCCGGAGGAACAGCACCGCCGCAUGAUCAUGAAGCAGCGUAUGAACCAGGACCCAUACUCCAACACCCAAAAAUACAACUUUAUGACGACAGUUUCGAUGCCCGUGUUUGACCGUCGAGAAAAUGCUAACAUCACCGAAGACAUCCUUAUCAAUGAGGCGUACUGGGUUAGGAUCACACGUGAGACCAGGGUGGCGAACAUUCUCGGCGUGGCUGGUGCCGACGUGCCCAUCUCGGAGAUCAAAAAGUAUCUCAAGCCUCAUUUGCUCGGUGUCAACGGAUACGCCUUCAUCGUUACGAAUAAUGGCUACAUUCUAACGCACCCCGAUUUCCGUCCAGUUUUCCAAGACAUUUUGAAACCAGCCUACAAUACGGUCGAUAUGAUAGAGGUUGAGCUGACCGACGACGACCGUGGACCACGCGACUUCAAUCCUGCCUUAUUGCAUAUACGAGAAUCUAUAAUAAAUCAGUCCACCGGAGCAAAGUGGGUGCACGUGAAGUAUCAUUUCGACGAAAUGAAACGCGUCUCGCGCACCAGGCGCCAGUACUACUGGACGCCAAUCAAGAACACCCCGUUCACUCUGGUGGUGACCUAUCCGGAAACGUACGGCGUUAACCGGUUGCAGAUCCGCACGGAGGACGAAAUCCACCGGAUCCACGCCAAGUCCGGCAACGUGGCGAGUUUCUUCACCGGUAUUAACUGGCGGAUUCAUCCGGAUUGGGUCUACUGCAAAUACUUGAACGAACACGCAAACGAAACGUUUGCCACUCCCGAGCUGGAGUUGAAGCACUUUUUGGAGCGCAUGAAGCAGGGCGGCUGGAGAUGGCCUGCCCUGCGGACUCCACCUCCGCCGGAGCACGCCAUGUUCUCUAACAUUUCGACCAGAAUGCCUGAAAAGGACUACUAUUACUGUGACCGAAAUCUUAUGCAAGCCCUGGUGUACGACGCCAAAGUAACGGAAUGGUUCUCGCGUAACACCAGCGGUGGCAGUGGCAACAAGGACGAAAAGCAAGGUCCUAGCCCAAUAGCCGUUUUGAUGGGUUUGUUGCCAAGGAACGAGUUUAAGCAACGAUUCGGCAUCACCGUGUCCUUCCUGGCGACGCACAGCGGACUGACCCGGUGGCAGGACCACAUGAACUUUGGGGACGAGUCCAAACAGGCAGAACCCGACUUCAGCGAGACGAACAACCGCGCCACCGAUGAGAUCUGGUACAAGCGGGCCGUCGAGCUGUACUACAACAUCAAGAACCGAAAGGGAGCGGACGGCAGCGGCAAGGACGACGGGGACAAGAACAGCUACGUGUACUCGGUACCGUUCGAUGCCGGAAAUCGAAACGACACGCUGGUCACCGCCAGCAACGCCAUCUUCCACGCGGACGGUGGCAAGGAGACGCCGGUGGCCGUCGUAGGCUUUCAGUUUCACCACUCGGCCAUGUACACCCUGUUCCGGAACAUUACGAGCCAGUGCCUGCACAGUGAUCCGCAGUGCGAGAAGACGUGCUUCACUGGGGACUAUCAGUGCUACGUCAUUGACAACAACGGGUUCGUGGUGAUCAGCGAGCAGUUGCAGGAAACGGGUUCCUUCUUCGGGGAGGUCAAGCCGGCGUUUAUGCAGCGGCUGAUUGACGACGGGAUCUUCAAGAACGUUACCAUCUACGACUACCAGGCGGUGUGCUUUGCGGGCAAGGGCACCGUCAGCCUGGGCAACGUUAUUCAGACGCCUCUAAGAAUAAUCUGGUGGUUCCUGACGAACGCGAUCUCCUACGUCCUGUGGGUGGUGGUUCAGAUAUUCAUCACAAUCGUCCAAGCGUACGAUGAAGUCAUGUACGAUAGCAGCGCGUACGACGCCGUGGCCGAAAUGGGCGACCUGGAAGAUCCCACGGCCGGUCGUUACAAGGAGCCCGAGUUCAACAAGGUGCUGAUCAACCGGACGCGGCCGGAACCGUGCGACCACGUGAUCACCCUGUACGAGCUCAACAACGACCUGGAGCCGAGCAUGUACAAAAAGGACGCCCACCAGUGUGAGAGACCGUACGUGGUCCUGCCGGUGCCGUCGAGCAACAUGAUCCUGCUGGUGCUGGACACGCUCUGUCCGCUGCCCAGCUCGGUGCCCACGCUGACGACGUGGCCCGUCCAGCACGACUACAACGCCUCGUUGGCCUGCCACAAGGUCCACAACGUGGAGCUGCCCCGGCGGAGGCCGCUGACCUGCAUCAACAAGCACGCCAAUGAAAGUAUAAUAGAACUUUGCGGCCGGGGGACAUCGCUCGGUCCACAAUUGGCCCUCAUGUUCGCACUGAGUGCGAUCCUGCUCGGAAUGUGGCACUUCCGGCGCCAUUAAGCUCAGUCGUCUCUUCGUUGAUCACGAACGGCACGUGAAAGUCACUUUAACUAUUUUCUAAGGACCAGCCAAUUUUUUCACUUUUUCUCUCGUUGACAAACAUAAAGUCUGUAAGCUAUCAAAAACGACCAGCUUGACAAAAACAUUCGAAUAGAUUUUUCAAAACUUUCUCAAAUGACAAGAUAAUCUUGUUGGACUAAAUACUGAGAGCUUUCAACUUGAAAAGAGAAAUUUUGAGUUUUGAAUUUCGUUUCAAUUGGGAAUUUACGCAGUUGGAUUUAUUUUACCGAAUUCGGUAAGGUUUACCGUUUUUCAACUGCUGAACAGUUCGGUAAAUUGAAAACUACGGAAUUUUGUCAAAACUUACCGAAAUUUUGUAAUACACUUCAUUAUUGUUCAUCAUACCUACAAUAGAUUUCCGGUAAAAAAAUGUUCAUUUUGACAGAUGGUGUAAGCAUCAAAACGUAACCGAUUACACAACUACUGAUUUCGGUAAAAAAGUACACAUUUAGAUGUUUUUACCGAAUUCAGUAAAAUUAUACUGGUUUUCAACUGCUGAGGUCGGUAAACUAAAAACUACCGAUUCCGGUAAAAUUUGGUUUACCGUUUUAAAUUUUACUGAUUUUGAUAAUACCGAAUUCGGUAAAAAAUGUGUAUGGAAUAUAAAUUUUAAAAACCACGUUCGCUUGCCUGUUUUUCUAAAUUGACAAAAUACAUUGUUUUCUUUAAAAUACAACCCCAAUCUGAAGUUGUUUUUUUACAAUAGAAGUUGUUAACAAAUUAAAGUAAAACAAUGACAAAUAGCUUCAAAUCCAAGUUAUUAUCAUUUUUUAUAUGAAUAAAUCAUAGACAAGCACAGAUAAACAGACGUGACACUCAUAACAAAAAUAAACAAAAACGGAAGCCACGCGUUUCAAGUGCGGUUCGUUAUCAAACUUUGUUUGUUUGUAUAUCAAAUCGUUAGUUAGUUUUGCUGUACCCGUUUCAUUUGGUAAUGGCACCAAACAAAUUUUCACAUCUGCAAAAAUGUGAGAAAAACCUUAUAAACCGAUAGUGAAACAAAUUUUUACAUUCCUUACAAUAACCAGCAGUUUAGAUCAUUCUAUCAAAUCUAGCAGAAUUUCGUUACAACAUUCCAAAAGAUUUUAUUACAAAGACAGUCUCUAACUAGUAUAAAUCGCUUUAACAAAUAAAUAAAUUUUGUUAUCGAUCAAACCGCUACCAAACAAACUCAAAAAUCUCUUUACAAAUUCAAAUACGCAUCUGUACAAAGUAAACGCAAAAAAUAGUUAAUACACCCCUCAGAACGAACGAAUGUGCUAAUACUGAUUAAAAAUCGAUUGAAACUAUAAUGAAUUAAAUCAAUUUAUUCUCGUUACAUUUUGUUGUUACUCACUAGCCGAUGGUUGAAAUUUUCUUGCGAUGAAAGCCGAAACAAAGUUUGUCUAUAGUUUGUUCAGUUUCCUGCGUUAAACUCUCCAAAGUGUUGAUGUUAUUGCUUUUGUGGCUUAGUAGAAUUAUAUAUAGUCAAAGAAACACAACGCUAAUCGAGACAAACAGAGAUAUUCCCCAUUUGAGGAGCAUACAAAUGUGAACAACUUGUAAAAAGACUCGUCAAUCACUAGGUAAACAAAAAAAAAACACUGGGUAAAAGAAGAGGAACGAAUGAAAUUUUUCUACACAAUUGUAAAUCUUAGCAACAUAAAACUAGGUUUAACAAAAACCAACGCAAGUGAGAUUAUUAGCAAAAUAAUUUCCAAGUUUACGAUAAAGCGAUUUCUUUCCGCCAAACUAAGAAAAAUAAAACGCAUUUUCCUCCCCGCCAGGUUCCAACAAUUUUGCGCAAAAGAACCAAACUAAAAGGAAAACUUAUCUUACUUAAAAAUAAAACCAUUAAACGCAUUAAAAAAAAA